Penicillium brevicompactum is the source of this 1044-nucleotide messenger RNA. RefSeq names its product VOC family protein. Gene Ontology annotation, cellular component: mitochondrion. Gene Ontology annotation, molecular function: methylmalonyl-CoA epimerase activity. The annotation marks the transcript as partial. Gene Ontology annotation, biological process: L-methylmalonyl-CoA metabolic process. The transcript has 4 exons. The record is from RefSeq and is a predicted model, not a curated record. NCBI's taxonomy places the organism in Eukaryota, Fungi, Ascomycota, Eurotiomycetes, Eurotiales, Aspergillaceae.
ACGACAGAACACAGUCACGGUGCGUCGGUCGCUGAUAUUGUCGCGAUCGGACCUGAAUCAGAGAGUGUUCAGGCAUGGCGUGAGAGGUGUGGCAUUGAGACGAAUUCUCAAAUUCGCUUGGUCAAGUUGGCCCAUAUGCGAUACCAACAUCCCGACCUACAGGAGAUCACCGUGUUUCUCCAAGACUUUGGCAUGAAGGUGGCCAGUCAGACUGACGACGAAAUCUGGUAUCGAGGGUAUGGCGUAGACCCAUUUGUGUAUUACGCCAAGAAAGGCCCGAAGAAGUUCCUGGGUGGUGCAUUUGAAGUUGAAUCCUACCAAGAUCUGGAGAGGGCGUCGCAGUUACCGACUGCCGGUGACAUCGAGAACGUCGAGAAUGCCCCAGGAGGUGGCUAUUUGUUGACAUUGACGGACCCUGAAGGGUUUCCCAUAAACUUGAUAUACGGGCAAACCCCCGCUUCUGCUGGCCCAUACCCUGAGAUUUUGGAGAUCAAUUACGAAGUUGAGAAACCACGCGUCCGACGAUUCCAGCGCUUCCAGCCUGGACCCGCUGCAGUUCACAAGCUCGGUCACUAUGGAGUUUGUACGACAAACUUUGAAUCUCUUGUCAAAUUUUACACAACAAAUUUCAACAUCGUCCCGACAGACUUCCUCUACAUCGAAGCGGAAGGCGAGAAAAAGAAUGUCGCUCUAUUUGCUCACAUCGACAGAGGUACCGAUCACGUCGACCAUCACUCCUUCUUCAUGAGCUCGAAUCCGACAAGCCACGUUCACCACUGCUCAUUCGAAGUCCACGACUUUGAUACACAGGAGCUCGGUCACCAUUGGCUGGCAAGCAAAGAUUACAAGUCCGUGUGGGGAGUUGGUCGGCACAUUCUUGGGUCGCAGAUUUUUGAUUACUGGUGGGAUACCACUGGCAAUAUGAUCGAGCAUUAUGCAGAUGGAGAUUUGGUUAAUGAUCAAACUCCUAUCGGCUAUGGCCCGGCAGGUCAUGAAUCGUUGGCUGUUUGGGGGCCCGAGGUUCCUUCUUGGUUUUUGCAGUGA